UUAUUGUACUUUCAGAUGAGAUUGCAAUCUGAACUUGUUGAUUAAAACUAAUGAUUACAAAUCAACUAUAUAAGUAUGUAUAGGUGAGUAUAGCUUAUUCCGGCAUCCUUUGCUCUGGUUGCCAAUUGAAAUCAAGAUGUUGCUGAAAAAUGUGAUCUUCCUUUUUACUAUCUACGUUUAUGUGAAUGCAGAAGUGUUAGUUACUAUACCAAAUAAAGGCACUAUCAGAGGAAGAAAGGAAUAUUCUCUGAGAAAAAACUCAUUCUACGCAUUCCAAGAAAUCCCCUUCGCUAAACCGCCUGUAGGAGAAUUGCGAUUUCGGGAGCCACAACUAGAUGAAGGAUGGGAGGGUAUCUUAGACGCAACGAAGAACACGAAAAUAUGUUAUCAACAGAGUAACAUGUUGAAUGUAAACCAGACCCUUCUGGAAAAUGAGGAUUGUUUGUAUCUAAAUGUUUACACACCGAAGUAUCCAACAGCCAACCAGGAAUUAUUACCCGUUAUGUUCCAUAUCUAUGGAGGAGGAUUCGUCAGCGGAGCUGCCAAUUUUGAAUUCAAAGGGCCCCAUUACUUCAUGGAACACGAUGUGAUAGUCGUCACAGCGAAUUAUCGUUUAGGACCUUUCGGCUUCCUUGCAACUGGUGACACGGUAAUUCCAGGCAACUACGGUUUGAAAGAUCAAGUAUUGGCCUUGAAAUGGGUCCAAGAUAACAUCAAAUAUUUCGGGGGGGAUCCACAAAAAGUGACCAUGUUUGGUGAAAGCGCUGGAGGAGCAUCUGUCAAUUUCCAUUACAUGAGCAAAAAAUCCGAAGGUUUAUUCAGAGCUGGUAUCGCAGAAAGUGGAUCGACAUUGAGUCCAUGGGCCUAUCAAAAAGACUACAAGAAAAUAGCCUAUGACCUUGCUACCUAUGUCGAUAGUAACUUCCCAAGAACUUCAAGUUCGGAAGAACUGCUUAAAUUUUUGCAAAGUGUUCCCGCUGGUGACCUCAACAAGGUUGCAGCUAAUAGUUACCCGUGGUGGGUUUACAACGAUCAAAUCGUCCAAGGAUUCUUGUUCGCACCUACAAUAGAGCCAGAGCACGAAAAUGCCUUCAUUUCUGAAUCGAUGUAUGAAGCAGUGGAAAAAGGUCACAUGAAUCGUGCUCCCAUGAUUAUUGGUAUAUGUUCUGAAGAAGGAUUAACGAUAAGGGUUUCCAAUGUGAAUGAUGUAAGCGAGUUCGAAAAAUUGGCAAAAGAAAUGGACAGCAACGCUUCUAUCUUAGUUAACGACAACAUGCACUUGACAGAUCCGAACCAAUUAGAGGCAGCAGGAGAGGCCAUCCACAGGAUUUAUACCGACGGAGCAUUUGUUGAUGAUUUGGGAAAAUCCAUCAGGUAUCAGAGUGACAAUUCAUUCAACAGGGGAAUAAUUCGUUACGCUGAAAUGCAGUCGAAAUUCAGCGAUAUCUACUUCUACCAGUUCUCUCACUAUGGCCCCAUCUUUGGAGAAAGACCAUACUUUGAAGGUGCUUACAAAGUCGGCCAUGCAAAUGAUGCAAAUUUCUUAUGGGUAUAUGGAAACUGGAGUACGAUGGACACCCAAAGGGCCGAUGAUAUUUUGACCUCCAGUCGUUAUCUCACAUUGCUCACAAACUUCGCCAAGUAUUUAGAUCCUACUCCAAAUUCAUCCAGUUUAUUGAAUGACGUUGACUGGCCCACAGUUAGUCCAGGUAAUUUCCAGUACCUGGAUAUAAACGACACCUUGACUAUCCAGAAGGAUCCUAAGGCGGACACUUAUUCGAAAUGGGUAGACCUUUACGAACAAAUGGCUAUCAAGCCAUACACUACUUUCUGAUUAUUGAAUCAAAUUGCACAUUGAAAUUAAUAAACCAAUUCGAAAACAUGAGUAUUUUUAUUGUUCCUUUAUCGUUCAAAAGUCAUUUCUAUAUAAAUAAUGUUCAACUUGGUGAUUAUAAAAAUUGUGUGGUAGAAGUGUGUUGUGUAGUAUUGACAUUUUUGAUCUGUGGAUCUGUCUAAUAAACCAAUUCG
This is a messenger RNA of Phaedon cochleariae (mustard beetle), 2028 nucleotides long. Lineage: Eukaryota; Metazoa; Arthropoda; Insecta; Coleoptera; Chrysomelidae. The record is from the annotation of a GenBank genome assembly.